Messenger RNA from Daucus carota subsp. sativus, 4119 nucleotides. RefSeq names its product LRR receptor-like serine/threonine-protein kinase GSO1. The record is from RefSeq and is a predicted model, not a curated record. Gene Ontology annotation, biological process: signal transduction. Gene Ontology annotation, molecular function: protein binding. The coding region runs from base 91 to 4002 and encodes 1303 amino acids. The transcript is spliced from 2 exons. NCBI's taxonomy places the organism in Eukaryota, Viridiplantae, Streptophyta, Magnoliopsida, Apiales, Apiaceae.
UUAGACCUAUUCUUCAUUGGAAGUCCACAUACUAUCUCCUUGGAAGAUAUCUCUCCCAUCUCCUCUCUCUGGUGCCUGGAGUUUCUCGCUAUGGCCACCCCUGUUCCCAGUAUAAAUACUUACGGUUCACUUUCAGUUGUGCAUGAUGUGUAUUUGAGUUUCAGAAGUGCAGAUACUCGCAAAACAUUUGUGGAUCCUCUCUGCACAGCCAUCAACUCAGACGGAAUCUCCACAUUUUUCUACGACAGUGAGCUGCAAGGUGGAGAAGAAAUGUCCUCAUCAGUUUCCCCCGCGAUCGAGGUGUCAAAGAUCAUAAUUGUUGUUCUUUCUACAAACUAUGCUUCUUCUACGUGGUGCCUGGACGAGCUUGUCCAGAUCCUUGAAUCAAAGAAGAGAACAACCAAGCAGAAGGUCUUUCCGGUAUUUUAUGAAGUUGAUCCAGCAGAUGUGCGCCAACAAACCGGUGAAUUUGGCGCCGCUUUCAGUAAACAUACGGACAUGAAGAACUCGAGGGAGGUAGAAACUUGGAAAAAUGCAUUGGCUGCAAUAGGAUGCCUUCCUGGAAAUACUCUGCCCAUUUUAGCAAGCAGAACGGAACUGCAACUAGACUUUCCCGGAGGAGAAGGUACUCUGUCUGACAUCAAAGUGUUACAUGGCCUAAAGGAAAAGGUUAUACCCCACUCGAAAGUUUUGGCAGCAAAGGACCUCAGAGUCAUGCAUAUAGAUCCCAAACAAACUGAUAUUCCAGAUAAUUUAAGCUUCCCUGAUCUUGAAAAGUUGUUCAUGCGAUCAAACCUUGGCUUGAUAUAUACUCCCAUGCCAUUCUUUGAGAGAAUGCCAGUCCUUAAAGUCCUAGAUAUGUCAAGAUCAAGUAUAAGAACUCUGCCCCCUUCGGUUUCCAAUUUGAUUAAACUGGAAGAACUAAUAUUGCGAAAUUGUGAACUUCUGGUGGAACUGCCACAUGAAAUCAGCGCACUUGGGAGUCUCAAGGUAUUGGAUCUGACAAACUGUAAAAGUUUGACAAAGCUACCAGAAAGUACGAGGAAGCUGAAAUCCCUUGAAUAUCUGAAUCUCUCUGGUUGUACAAAUUUGGUUGAAAUUCCUCAGUCUAUUCAUUUUCCGCAGACACUGUCUUUUCUAGAUCUAAGAAAUUGUAAAAGUUUGACAAGGCUUCCUAAAAGCAUCACUAAGCUGAGAUUUUUAAACUUUCUUUAUCUCUCAGGAUGCACAAAGUUGGCAGAGAUUUCUGAUUCUAUUAAAUUCCCACAGAGUAUCUCUUCACUGGAAUUAACAGGUUGUAAAAGUCUAAGAAAGCUGCCAGAAAGCAUAAGUAGGCUGAGAUCUCUUGAAUAUCUGAAUCUUGAUGAUUGUACCAAUUUGGCUGAAAUUCCAGAGUCUUUUCAAUUGCCUGAGAGACUGUCUGCAUUGAAUCUACUAAAUUGUAGAAGUUUGACAAAGCUACCAAAAAGUAUUGGUAAGUUGAGAUAUCUUCAAUAUCUGAAUCUCGCUGGUUGCUCUGGUUUAUGUGAUGUUCCAAAUAUGUUCUUUGUGCAAAUGCCGACCCUCAAAGUCCUAGAUAUGUCAAGUACAAGUAUAAAAUUUUUGCCACCUUCUGUUUCCAAAUUGAUCGGAUUAGAAGAACUCAUUUUGCGACGUUGUGAGCUUCUGAUGGAGCUACCACAUGAAAUCGGCGCACUUGGAAAUCUCAAGGUAUUGGAUCUAUUUGGUUGUACAAAUUUGGCUAAAGUUCCCGAGUCUAUAGAAUUUUCUCAGAGUCUCUCUUCAGUGGACCUAACAAAUUGUAAAUGUUUGCAAAAGCUACCAGAAAGCAUCAGUAAGCUGAGAUCCCUUCAAUUUCUGAAUCUAUCUGGUUGUACAAAUUUGGAUGAAUUCCCGGAGUCUAUUGCUUUUCCCCAGAGUCUCUGUUUCCUGGAUCUAACAGAUUGUAAAAAAUUGACUAAACUACCAGAAAGUAUAAGUAAGCUGAGAUCCCUUAAUUUUCUCUCUCUCUCUGGUUGUACAAAUUUGUCCAAAAAUUCCAAGUCAAUUAAUUUUCCUCGGAGUCUCUCUUUCCUGGAUCUAAGAGAUUUCACAAGUUUGGUCACGCUACCAGAAAGUACAAGUAAGCUGAGAUCACUUAAAUAUCUCUAUCUCUCUGGCUGUACAAAUUUGGCAGAAAUUCUAGAGUCUGUUCGUUUUCCUCAAAGUCUCGCUUUACUGGACCUAACGGAUUGUAUAAGUUUGACAAAGCUGCCAGAAAGUACAUAUAAGCUGAGAUACCUUGAAAAACUCAGUCUCCGUGGUUGUUCAAGUCUAUCUGAGGUUCCAACUUCAUUCUUUGAGCGAAUGUCGGCUCUUAAAGUCCUAGAUAUGUCAAGCACAGGUGUGAAAACUCUGCCACCGUCUGUUUCCAAAUUGCUUAAACUGGAAGAACUCAUUUUGCGACAUUGUGAACUUCUAACAGAGCUACCACAUGAAAUCAGUGCACUUAAGAAUCUCAAAAGUUUGGAUCUUACAGGUUGUACAACUUUGGCAAAGCUGCCAGAAAGUAAAAAUAAGCUGAUAUCUCUUCAUGAACUGAAUCUCUCUGGUUGCUUUAGCCUAUCUGAUGUCCCAAAUUUAUUCUUUGUGCAAAUGCGGAACCUUAGGGUUCUAGAUAUGUCGAGCACAAGUAUAAAAACUUUGCCACUCUCUGCUUCCAAAUUGAUCAAACUGAGAGAACUCCUUUUGCGAAAUUGUGAACUUCUGAUGGAGCUACCCCAUGAAAUCGGUGCACUUGGGAAUCUCAAGGUAUUAGAUUUAGAAGGAAUUAAUCUUGUUUGUUUGCCAAAGGAAGUUGGAGAGCUUAAUAAGUUAAGGUGUUUGAAGGUUUCUCUGUAUGAUGCUGUGAGCUACAGAAAAAGCAAGAGGAUAAUUGAUAUAAUUCCCAGGACAGAAUUAGCAAAGCUUACUCAGUUGGAAGAGCUAAGCAUCACUUAUGAUCCACAGGAUAUAUGGUGCUAUGCUGCAGUGGAAGAUACUAUGGAAGACUUGCCUAGCCUCAGAAAGCUGAAAACUCUGAAGUUGUAUUUGCCAACUACAGUACUUCUCCAGAAACUCCUUGGACUUAGGUGGAAAAAUGAUGACUUGUCUAUUUACCAGAAUUUAUCAAACUUCACCUUCAUCAUUGGUCCUGAAGCUCAGCGUUUCAUAACACGUCUACCAUGUGGCCUCGAAGAGGAGUUCCUGAAGUUAAAGAAAUGCUUGAAAUAUAGUAAUGGCAAAGACAACACAACUGCGUUUCCAGAAGCUCUAAAACAUGCCAAUGCUUUGUAUCUCGAUCGUCACUGGACUAUUCAAAAGCUCUCCAUCUUCAAAUUAGACGAAUUACAUAAGCUGAAAUUCUGCUUGUUGGUGGACUGCAAUGAGAUGCAAACGGUUUUUGAUGAAAGUGACUUUUCCCACGGGGUAGCUAAAAAAGGAGACAAUUUUCAUUCAUUGCAGUACUUGGCCAUUCAUUACCUAAUGAAUCUAGAGGUAAUCUGGAGAGGGCUGGAUGUUGAUUGUUUCUUGCAGUCUUUAAAGGUACUGGUUCUGCAUACGUGCCCAAACUUGCAUACCAUUUUUCCCAAGGUUAUACAAGGAGAUCUUGUGAACUUGGAAGAGAUGGUAGUUGAAGAUUGCCCCAAAAUCAAAACUCUGACAGAUGCAGACUUAUCUCUCCCAGGAUUGAAAAAUUUAUCACUUGUGUACUUGCCUGAGUUGGUGAGCAUAUCUAGUGGCUUGAGCAUUGGCCCAAAACUAGAAAACAUCGUAAUUUAUGAUUGCCCAAAUUUGAAAAGACUUCCUUGUUUAGGAGAGUGCAGUAAAGAGGUGGUCGAAAUUCAAGGAGAGAGUGACUGGUGGAAUGCUUUAGAAUGGAGCAGCAGCAGCCAACCUUACGCUUUUUCUGAACUAGACAUAGAUGGAGAUUUGCUGGAUGAGUUGGCGCCAAGGUUUAAAGAUUCCCUUCACCUCUUGUAAAAGCAUACAAUGCCAAUUAUAAACACCUGUAGAUAGUACACCAGAUUCCAAUCCUUAAAACUUGCAUGUGGAAGCAAUCAACUUACAUUCGAAUGCAAUUUGAUGCAUAUUCUAAUA